CCUGCCCGACCGGUUUUGAGAAGAGAGCUAAGGGGACAGAGGGAGGAAGGCUGGGAAAGGAUGCCUGUCCUGCCCCAUGCUCGCGUGCACCCUCCGCCGCCUGAGCCUGUCUAGUUACCCACCCAAGUGACCCCCAUGGCGCGCACCGGGGGCCUCGUGGGGGCGUCCCUGCUGGGCCUGCUGCUGGGACUAGCCCGCAGCCUGCCCGGGGCGGCAGCCGCAGACUGCGACUUCCUCGGCCAGGCGGAGCGCCUGACGUUCGCGCCUGCAGCUAGGACCCGCUGGCUGACCCCUCGCGUGCGGCCGCCUGGGCCCCUGGACCCCCUCUAUGGCACCGUGCGUCGCUUCCUCUCGGCAGUGCAGCUCAACCCGUUCCCCUCAGAGUUGGUGAAGACCCUGCUGAAUGACCCGGCCUCCGUGAAGGUGAAUGAGGUGGUGCGGUAUGAGGCUGGCUAUGUGGUGUGUGCUGUCAUCGCCGGCCUCUACCUCCUGGCCGUCCCCACCACCGGGCUGUGCUUUGGCUGGUGCCGCUGCCGCCGUCGCUGCGGGGGCCGAGUGAAGACGGAGCACAAGGGCAUGGCCUGUGAGCGUGGCACCCUCAUGGUCUUCCUGCUGCUGACCACCCUCGUGCUGCUGGUGGGGCUGGUCUGUGCCUUUGUCACCAACCAGCGAACGCAUGAGCACACAGGCCCCAGUGUGGAGGCGGUGCCGGAGACCCUGCGCAGCCUCCAGGGCCUGGUCUCCAAUGUGCCUCAGGAGCUGCAGGCUGUGGCACAGCAAUUCUCGCUGCCCCAGGGGCAAGUCCUGAAGGAGCUGGAUGGUGCCGGAGAGCUCAUUGGGAACAUCCUCCACAGCGGGCUCAGCAGCACGGUGUACUUGGCACUGGCCUCAUUGCACAGCCUGGGCCAAGCCCUGCAGGUCUUCACGGAUCACCUCCGAGCCCUCAAUGACACCUUGACGGAGCUGCAGGGUCGGCAGGAGCCUCUGGAGUCGGCCGUGCGUGAGCGCCGGGAGCGCCUCCUAGCCUUGCUGCAGGAGCCCGGGUGCCAGGGCGACUGCCCCUGGGCCCUGGAGCAGGCCCACAUCCUGGAGCUGGGUGCUGACUUCAGCCAGGUGCCUUCCAUACAUACAAUCCUGCAUCGUCUAAGGGGUGUCCCGGAGGCCAACUUUUCCAGCAUGGUCGAGGAGGACAACAACACCUUCAACGCUCUCCCACUGCUGGCUGGCAUGCAGAUGGCCAACACAAUCAAAGAGCUGAAGGAGAUAGUGGCCCAGGAGCCCCAAGGACUGAGGACCUUGGCCGAAGAGUUUCCAGGCUUAAAGGCAGCCUCCCACUGGAGCCAGGCCCUGGAGAACUUGGAACGGAACAGCCGCCCCUACCUGCAGGAAGUGCAGAGAUACGAGACCUACAGGUGGAUUGUGGGCUGUGUGCUGUGCUCCGUCCUCCUGCUCAUAGUGCUGUGCAACCUGCUGGGCCUCAACUUGGGGAUCUGGGGGCUGUCUGCCCGGGAGGACUCCAGCCACUCAGAAGCCAGGGGCGAGGCUGGAGCUCGCUUCCUCAUGGUAGGUGUAGGCUUCAGUUUCCUGUUCGCUGCACCCCUCAUCCUCCUGGUCUUCGCCACCUUCCUGGUGGGCGGCAAUGUGCAGACCCUGGUGUGCCAGAGCUGGGAGAGCGGAGAGCUGUUUGAGUUUGUAGACACACCAGGAAACUUGCCCCCGUCCAUGAACCUGUCCCAUCUUCUGGGCCUGCAGAAGAACCUCAGCUUCCUCCUGGCCUAUCAGCAGUGCAAAGAGGGGGCUGCACUCUGGAAAGUUCUGCAGCUCAACAACUCCUACGACCUAGAGAAGCACCUGGAUGUAAGCCAGUUUGCUCAGAAACUGCAGCAGCAGGUGCAGGGUCUCAAAAUGGACAUGCAGGAGCUGGAUCUGCUGACCCCAGCUGCUCACCGGGACCUGGAAGCCCUGAAGAGCAGUGGGGUUGAGCGCAUCAACUACCACGACUUGCUCGUCCAGAUCCAGAAGCCCGUGGUGAAGACCGACAUGGAGCAGUUGGCCCAGCAGUUGGAGGCACUGGCCCAGGCCCAAGUCAAUCCUGGGCUGGGGCAACAGCUGCAAGAGGAAGCCCAACGACUUAGAAAUCUCUAUCAGGAGAGGGUCACUGCCCAGCAGAACUUCGUGGCCAAACUUAACCUCAGCAUCAGGGCCCUGGAGUCCUCCACCCCAAAGCUUCAGCUAGAGGUUGCCGAAGUCCUAAGCAACAUCACUCGUCUAAAAGCAGAGCUGCCUGCCCGGACCAACCACAUCCUAAGGAACGUCAGUGCAUGUUUCCUGAGUCGGGAGAUGGGCUACUUCUCCCAGUAUCUGGCCUGGGUGAAGGAGGAGGUGACCCAACACAUUGCCACCUGCCAGCCCCUAUCCGGAGCUCUGGACAACAGCCAUGUGAUCCUGUGUGACAUGAUGGCUGACCCCUGGAAUGCCUUCUGGUUCUGCCUGGCCUGGUGCACCUUCUUCCUCAUCCCCAGCAUCAUCUUUGCCAUCAAGACCUCCAAAUACUUCCGUCCUAUCCGGAAACGCCUCAGCUCCACCAGCUCCGAAGAGACGCAGCUCUUCCACAUCCCCCGGGUCACCUCCCUGAAGCUGUAGCACCCUCCUGGCUGGACAAGGUGACCCCAGGACUGCCCAUCUGUGUCCCCACUGACUCGCCUGGACCCAAGGAUGUCUGUAGCUCUCCAGAGCCGGCCUUCCCCUCCCCUCAGCCUGCCCAGCUCCAUCUCGCCUGCUCCUUUCCACCCCAUUCUGUAUAUGCCCCGCCAUCCCUCACCAUGCUGCCAUCACAUGUCU
Messenger RNA from Ochotona princeps (American pika), 2841 nucleotides. RefSeq names its product prominin 2 (gene PROM2). Lineage: Eukaryota; Metazoa; Chordata; Mammalia; Lagomorpha; Ochotonidae. Bases 136 to 2643 code for a protein of 835 amino acids. Gene Ontology annotation, cellular component: apical plasma membrane; cell surface; prominosome. The transcript is spliced from 24 exons. Gene Ontology annotation, molecular function: cholesterol binding. The record is from RefSeq and is a predicted model, not a curated record.